Brassica napus (rape) is the source of this 498-nucleotide messenger RNA. RefSeq lists its product as uncharacterized. The record is from RefSeq and is a predicted model, not a curated record. The transcript has a single exon. The coding region runs from base 1 to 498 and encodes 165 amino acids. Lineage: Eukaryota; Viridiplantae; Streptophyta; Magnoliopsida; Brassicales; Brassicaceae.
AUGCUCAUACUACAACGGUGGGAACCUAUCAUCUCUCUGAACUUUCCCUCGCAGAUCUCCUUCUGGAUACGCAUCCACGGUAUUCCACUGCAUCACUGGACCGAUGGUGCCCUCCAUGCUAUUGGAAAAGCAUUAGGUGAUGUCUCCACUAGAGACAUUAAGGAAGCCCGUAUACGAGUCGAGGUUAAUGGCCUUCUCCCUCUUGAAAUGAAGUCGAAAAUCGAACUUCCUUCCGGAGAGGUCACAGAGAUUGAGUUCGAAUAUAUCAAGAUCGAAAAACAUUGCUUCACAUGCUUCUCUCUACUACAUGAAGAGAAUGACUGUCCUAGAAGAACACAAGACCGCAUCCCAGUGAAGGACCGAAAGCUCGGUAUCAUGCAAGCUCUGGCUGUGGAACGCAUUGAAGCUGAAAAACGUAGACAUGAUGAGCGAAGAGGCUACCAAUCUCGGGAUACUCGCUGCCCAGCCCCACGAGAAGAGACUCUCGAGUAUCACUGA